AUGUGGACCGGUAGUCGACCUUGGGCGGGACACGAGACAGCGGAUGUGUUUUCCAAGCUCCUCCAAUCUACCAUUCCGCCACUUCCGAAAGACACCAAGUUGACUAAAGACGCCGAUGACUUCCGACAGAAAUGUUUUGCAAUGUGGCAAACCGGAGUUGCGACUUGCUGCGACUCAGUUGCUAGUGCAUCCAUAUCUGACGCCGACACCCGGCUGGGUGUUCGAUAUAUCCACACUGUAUGUAUUACGUCAACCUUUCUAAAUCCUGUUGACCGCCACGAUGUUGUUUGCGGCCACCGGCCAACCCCCCGGUUCAAUUUCCCUAGUGACUCCGCUUGGCUCACCAUGGAGGUUACAAGGGCCAGAAAUGCCAACCCUCCCAUCACAUCGUCGGGCCUCGCAAUGGCAAUCCGCCAGCCACUUUCGGUUGCCGGCCCUGGCCGGACGCUGGCCACAGCUUACCAGUCUUUGGGCCGCGUUUUCGAAAAAACUGCAAACCGCAUCGCAUCGAGGAUGGGGCUUGGGCCGCUUGCCAUCCUCGAAAGGAUAGAGAACUUUAUGGGCCAAGAUUCCGCGGAACGAGAAGCCAAAAUCGCGGAGCUCAAAACGAGUGUCUCUCCGAAGCUGAGCCGGUACUGCUCUCGCAUGCUUGGAUAUGCUCUUCCGAAUGAGGCAGCUACCACACAGAUUGAUGCAUUCCAAUGCAUCGUCCUGGUUUCUACUCGCUACUUCGGCUUGCGGUCAAUAUUCGUGUCUGAGUUCCAACGAACAACUCAGGCCUCUGUGGGCCAACGAGAAUUGAGGAAAGUGUGGGGGCGACGGGAUGUAUUCGCGCAGCUCGACGAUUUUAUCUCAGCUUUGGACUUCGUGGUCGAGUGCUUGACGGAAUGUUCCAUAAGCGGAAUCGUGGAUGAGCAGAUGACAAAACCACUCUGGAGGCUGGAUGAAGACGAAACGGGUCUAACGGUUGUCGAGCGCUUGUUGAUCGCGUCCAGCUGCGAUGACGCGUUCGAAUCUCCAACCAAACUGGCCAUUCGCUAUCUCGGCGGAAUAUUGGAGUGCUCCUCGUAUUGGCGACAACGCGGAGUACUCUUCGCCACGAUUCUUCUCAAAAUUCUCAUCCGAAACAUCGCUCUGGUCAAAGACUUGGGCAUCGACGUGCUUCAUGUCAGUCAUGCGCAACCAGAGUCGGCGAUGCUUGCAGAGCUCGAUCUUGAAGGGAUUGAUAUCUUCACCGACUCUGUUCUGGCUGGCGUGCGACAGCAUACACAGGCGCAUGGGCGAGACCAACUCGAAUCUGAGUACUGGUACUCGGCUUUCUCAGAGCUUUUGUUUUUGUUGAGACACCCUCGAGCGGAAGACCUCCUUCCUUCUUCCUGGGACACAGCGAAAAAUACCGUUAUGGAGUCAUUGGUGCCUGUUUUCUACUCGUUGCGCAAAGUAGAAACCUUUGCUUUGGAGAGUCCUGAAUCUUCUGCGAAAAAACAGCCGCAAGACCACAAAUCCACUCUGUUCAAACGAAUGUACGACAUGUAUAUUCAAAGACAUGGUGAUGAAAGGCACAACUCGCUGCCUGGAACAAGUGAUUCGACUGAGCAAAUUGAGACUACUCCACCACAUUCUCUGCCACCCUCGUCACCUUUGUCAACCCCAGCAUUGGCUCCCGAUGAGAUCGUACCCCAACUCAAGAAUAAACCAUCUCUCGAUUCCGAUUCAAUCUCUCCCUCCAAUUCUGCAUCUAAGACUGCUUAUCCGUCAGCCACGACUGGGGCUACUUUGCAAGAAAAUAAUACCUUUGGGGUCGAGAGAAGUCCAACAGCUUCGGGGUCGAGCGAAUCAUACCGUCGUCGCCCACGCCACGAGGACAUCUAUGACCGCCUGGAAGAAUAUUUCCCAGCAUCAAUUGAUGCGGAAGUUGACCCAUCUGAUCCGCCGGUAUCUGUCCGUGGACCAGCUGUGUCUACGCUACGAGAAGCUGGUCAUCUAACUGCUUACCAGAAUAUAUCGAGCCCUGCCAAAUGGGUCCGCGGCGAACUGAUUGGUCGUGGAACGUAUGGUCGCGUGUAUCUUGGCAUGAAUGCGGUCACCGGAGAGAUGAUUGCGGUGAAACAAGUGGAUUACCCUUCUGACGAGCGGGAUUUACGCGCUAGAGAGGUUGUCAAAGCGCUCAGAUUAGAGCACGAAAUGCUCAAAGACUUGUCUCAUCCCAAUGUGGUCGAGUAUCUCGGAUUCGAGGAAACACCAACCCAGUUGAGCCUAUUCUUGGAAUAUGUUCCUGGUGGAUCUAUCGGCGGCAGUCUGGCGAAACAUGGCAAACUUCCAGAAAACGUGACCAAGUUUUUUACUUCGCAAGUUCUCGAGGGAGUCCAAUACAUCCAUUCUCAAGGGUGUACACAUCGGGACAUCAAAGCGGACAACGUUCUCCUGGAGCACUCGGGCGUCUGCAAGCUCGCCGACUUUGGUAUCGCUAAGCGCAAGGUCGACGAAAUAGACACCGCCAUGCAAGGCACAGUGUUUUGGAUGGCGCCAGAACUCGUGAAUACGCAGAAGAAAAAAUAUAACUCCAAAGUCGACAUAUGGAGUGUUGGUUGCCUGGUCCUAGAGAUGUGGACAGGCUCUCGGCCCUGGAAAAAUAUGGAAAUGGUUGAGGUCAUGUUCCGGUUGUUCCAGUCAAGAGCGCCGCCGCCGCUGCCGGACGACUUGGUGCUGACGGAGGCAGCAGAAGGUUUUCGACAACGCUGUUUUGAGCCAAAUCCAGAGGAUCGCCCUACUGCAUCAGAACUAAGACGACAUCCGUAUCUCAAGCUGCCUUCUGCUUGGGAGUUCAGGGGCGUAACGGAGGAGACAUGA
This is a messenger RNA of Mycena indigotica, 2850 nucleotides long. Its product is annotated as MAP kinase kinase kinase. The record is from RefSeq and is a predicted model, not a curated record. NCBI's taxonomy places the organism in Eukaryota, Fungi, Basidiomycota, Agaricomycetes, Agaricales, Mycenaceae. The transcript is spliced from 13 exons. Bases 1 to 2850 code for a protein of 949 amino acids. Gene Ontology annotation, molecular function: ATP binding; protein kinase activity. Gene Ontology annotation, biological process: protein phosphorylation.